Molecule: messenger RNA, 1345 nt
Organism: Pecten maximus
Lineage: Eukaryota; Metazoa; Mollusca; Bivalvia; Pectinida; Pectinidae
Product: phosphatidylethanolamine N-methyltransferase-like
Exons: 7
Coding region: 459-1118 (219 amino acids)
Biological process (GO): phosphatidylcholine biosynthetic process
Molecular function (GO): S-adenosylmethionine-dependent methyltransferase activity
Source: RefSeq, a predicted model, not a curated record
UACAAUGUAGCAAUUUCCGUUUUAAGGAGGAAUAACAGAUUUUGCUGUUGAUGCAAGUUUUAAAUUGUUUCAUUAAGAAAAAUGGCUCAUUCUUGGCAUUGACAGUUACAUAAGCCGAAAGAUUAAUUCCAUCGACAUGUUAUCAAAGUUUUAUAUGCAAAAAUAUAGACGUGGUAGACUAGUUAAAGUCGAAUUCAUUGAAAUGUGAUUCUGAACAUACGAAGAAAAAAUUGCUAACCACGUUGGCCAGCGAAUUCGGUUCCUGCAGUGCAGCCUUGCAAUGUCAACACCACUACGUUCUGGGAGCCAGUUUUUAGAAGAUGCAAUUUCUAGUGUGAUUGUUUCCCUAGAACUGCAUUCCAGUAAUUAGGCCUAAAAUGACCGUUCAAAGGAUAAAGAAACGCCGGUCACGUCUUUCGGAAGUGUAUAUGAAUAGAUAAAAUCAGAGGUUUAGCCGAAUGACUUUGCAGACGACAAUAAGAAAACCAACUGGUUGCUGUGAAGAAGUUGUCUUUUUGGAUCUUUCAAAGAUGGAAUGGCCGCUACAGUUUUUGAUGUUGAAUGACUUGAACCUGUGGAUAACAUCUGGUUGUGUCAUAUUUAACCCACUCUUCUGGAAUGUUGUUGCGAGAUGGGAGUAUAGAACUGGUGGAAUAAGCGGGGUCCUUGGUGGAAAGAAACGAGGCACCUUCCUCAUGGCACUAAUGAUCAUGACCCUAGGUGUGUUCCGAGACUGGAUGUUUAAAUUGAUGCUUGACAGUCAGCCAAAAUGGCCAGUGUUGUACGAGAACUGGAUAUUAUGGUCUGGAUAUGCCUUCAUUUGGAUAGGAUCAACUCUUGUAUUGUCUAGUUUUUAUAGCCUUGGUUUUUACGGAACAUUCCUAGGUGAUUAUUUUGGUAUACUGAGGGAUGAGAGAGUUACUGGAUUUCCCUUCAAUAUUUUAGACAACCCCAUGUAUGUGGGAGCAACUCUCAACUUCAUUGGAUCUGCCUUAGUAAAGGCAAGUCAGACGGGUGUAUUGGUGUCAGUGUUGGUAGCCAUUGUAUACAAAGUUGCCUUGAUGUAUGAAGGGCCUUUCACGGAAUACAUUUACAGUCAGAGGAGAAAGGAACCGUGAACGCCGACUCUGUCUAUAGAUGGAGGCUGUCAUUUCAUCAAAGCAUCUUUCGCAAUCAAGUGCAUCAGAUAACAUGUUAAUUUUAUUUCCAUUGUCAAUUUUUCUCUAAAUUGUGAUAUACAAAUGUAUUUAUUUUUUCAAAGAAAUCCAACCUUGUCAUAUUUUUAUAAGAAUGAUAAUACUGCAGUGAGUGCAGCAUGAGUCUGAAUUAAAAAUAUGAUAUUGAC